Messenger RNA from Condylura cristata (star-nosed mole), 5243 nucleotides. It is a transcript of the gene TRIM24, whose product is annotated as tripartite motif containing 24. Bases 464 to 2803 code for a protein of 779 amino acids. Gene Ontology annotation, molecular function: protein binding. NCBI's taxonomy places the organism in Eukaryota, Metazoa, Chordata, Mammalia, Eulipotyphla, Talpidae. The transcript is spliced from 18 exons. The record is from RefSeq and is a predicted model, not a curated record.
AGUCAUUCGAUGUCCAGUUUGCAGCCAAGAAUGUGCAGAGAGACACAUCAUAGACAAUUUUUUUGUGAAGGACACUACUGAAGUUCCCAGCAGUACAGUAGAAAAAUCUAAUCAGGUGUGUACAAGCUGUGAGGACAAUGCAGAAGCUAAUGGGUUUUGUGUAGAGUGUGUUGAAUGGCUCUGUAAGACAUGCAUCAGAGCUCAUCAACGGGUGAAAUUCACAAAAGACCACACUGUGAGACAGAAAGAAGAAGUAUCUCCAGAAGCAGUUGGUGUGACCAGUCAGCGACCAGUGUUUUGUCCUUUUCAUAAAAAGGAGCAACUGAAGCUUUACUGUGAAACAUGUGACAAACUGACUUGUCGGGACUGCCAGUUAUUAGAACAUAAAGAACAUAGAUACCAAUUUAUAGAAGAAGCUUUUCAGAAUCAGAAAGUGAUCAUAGAUACACUAAUCACCAAACUGAUGGAAAAAACAAAAUACAUAAAAUUCACAGGAAAUCAAAUCCAAAGCAGGAUAAUUGAAGUAAAUCAAAAUCAAAAACAGGUGGAACAAGAUAUUAAAGUUGCUAUAUUUACAUUGAUGGUAGAAAUAAAUAAAAAAGGAAAAGCUCUACUACAUCAACUUGAGAGCCUUGCAAAGGACCAUCGCAUGAAACUUAUGCAACAACAGCAGGAAGUGGCUGGACUUUCUAAACAGUUGGAACAUGUCAUGCAUUUUUCUAAAUGGGCAGUUUCCAGUGGCAGUAGUACAGCUUUACUAUAUAGCAAGCGACUGAUUACAUACCGGUUACGGCAUCUACUUCGAGCUAGAUGUGAUGCUUCUCCAGUAACCAACAAUACCAUCCAGUUUCACUGUGAUCCUAGUUUCUGGGCUCAAAAUAUUCUUAAUUUAGGUUCUUUAGUAAUUGAAGAUAAAGAGAGUCAGCCUCAAAUGCCUAAGCAGAAUCCUGUCGUGGAACAGAAUUCACAGCCACCAGGUGGUUUAUCUUCAAACCAGUUAUCCAAGUUCCCAACACAGAUCAGCCUAGCUCAAUUACGACUCCAGCAUAUGCAGCAACAGGUAAUGGCUCAGAGGCAACAGGUGCAACGGAGGCCAGCACCUGUGGGUUUACCAAACCCUAGAAUGCAGGGGCCCAUCCAGCAACCUUCCAUCUCUCAUCAGCAACCCCCUCCACGUUUGAUAAAUUUUCAGAAUCAUAGCCCAAAGCCCAACGGACCAGUUCUUCCUCCUCAUCCACAACUGAGAUACCCACCAAAUCAGAGUAUGCCACGACAAGCAAUAAAGCCCAACCCCCUACAGAUGGCUUUCUUGGCUCAACAAGCCAUCAAACAGUGGCAGAUCAGCAGUGGGCAGGCUGCCCCAUCAACUGCCAGCAGUGCGUCCUCUACCCCUUCCAGCCCCACCAUCACCAGUGCAGCAGGAUAUGAUGGGAAGGCUUUUGGUUCCCCUAUGAUAGACUUGAGCUCACCAGCUGGAGGUUCUUACAAUCUUCCUUCUCUUCCAGAUAUUGACUGUUCAAGUACUAUUAUGCUGGACAAUAUUGUAAGGAAAGAUACGAGCAUAGAUCAUGGCCAGCCACGACCACCAUCAAACAGAACUGUCCAGUCACCAAAUUCAUCAGUGCCAUCUCCAGGCCUUGCAGGACCUGUUACGAUGACUAGUGUACACCCACCCAUACGUUCACCUAGUGCCUCCAGCGUUGGGAGCCGAGGAAGCUCUGGUUCUUCCAGCAAACCAGCAGGAGCUGAUUCUACACACAAAGUACCAGUGGUCAUGUUGGAACCAAUUCGAAUAAAACAAGAAAACAGUGGACCACCUGAAAAUUAUGAUUUUCCUGUUGUUAUAGUGAAACAAGAAUCAGAUGAAGAAUCCAGACCUCAAAACUGUUGUCUUUUUCCAUUGCAGACCAACUAUCCAAGAAGUAUUCUUACCUCCCUGCUCUUAAAUAGUAGUCAGAGCUCUGCUUCUGAGGAGUCUGUGCUAAGAUCAGAUGCUCCUGACAGCACAGGAGAUCAGCCUGGACUUCACCAGGAAAAUUCCUCAAAUGGAAAGCCUGAGUGGCUUGAUGCCUCCCAGAAGUCACCCCUUCAUGUUGGAGAGACAAGGAAAGAGGAUGACCCCAAUGAGGACUGGUGUGCGGUUUGUCAGAAUGGAGGGGAACUCCUAUGCUGUGAGAAGUGUCCCAAAGUGUUCCACCUUUCUUGUCAUGUGCCCACAUUGGCGAACUUUCCCAGUGGAGAGUGGAUUUGUACUUUCUGCCGAGAUUUAUCUAAACCAGAAGUUGAAUACGAUUGUGAUGCUCCUAGUCACAACUCAGAAAAAAAGAAAACUGAAGGCUUUGUUAAAUUAACACCAAUAGAUAAAAGGAAGUGUGAGCGCCUACUUUUAUUUCUUUACUGCCAUGAAAUGAGUCUGGCUUUUCAAGACCCAGUUCCUCUCACUGUGCCUGACUAUUACAAAAUAAUUAAAAAUCCAAUGGACUUAUCAACUAUUAAGAAAAGACUACAAGAGGAUUAUUCCAUGUACACAAAGCCUGAAGAUUUUGUAGCUGAUUUUAGAUUGAUCUUUCAAAACUGUGCUGAAUUCAAUGAGCCUGAUUCAGAAGUAGCCAAUGCUGGCAUAAAACUUGAAGGUUAUUUUGAAGAACUUCUAAAGAACCUUUAUCCAGAAAAAAGGUUUCCUAAAGUAGAAUUUAGGAAUGAAUCAGAAGAUAAUAAAUUUAGUGAUGACUCAGAUGAUGACUUUGUACAGCCCCGGAAGAAACGCCUCAAAAGCAUAGAGGAACGCCAGUUGCUUAAGUAAGCAGCACUAUCGGCAUAUGCUGGUUUUUAGAUUUUUGUUUUUGUUUUAAUUUCAAAGAACAUUUUGUCAAUAAUUUAACAUUACAAAGAAGAAUUUGUGAUCACUCUGAUCUAUAAGUUUUUGAUGUUUACUCAACUUUGAUCUCCUUAAUAAUUCGUUUCUUUUAACCUAAUUAAGAAAAAAAGAAAAAGGAAGGAGGAAGAAUGGAAGAGUCAUCAAAAACAAAAUAAAAUGACACUGUUAAUCCUCCCAUUCCUUGGAUUUAAAAACCACAGUCUGGGUGAUAGCUACUAUAGAAGGAAGUAGACUUUGUAUGAAAUUUUAAUGUGGUUUGGAUGUGUGCAUUAAUCAGUUUUUAGAAAAUACUACUCCCCAUUCAGUAUGGCCAACCGUGAGUUAUGCGCUGCACUGAAGGGCAGUACUGACUCCAUGGACAUGAGUGGUAAGAGGAGUCUAGUCCAGGAUGCUGGCUGAGACAACAAAAGGUAGACUAGAUGCUAUUGAGAAGGCACCUAACAGUGCAUCAUGUAAGAUGGCGGCUGUAUUAAAGAAAAAGCAGGAAAAUGAACAUUUCAUUUUUGGUUUUGGUUUUUUCUUGUCUGUAGAGGUGUUUGGUGUAGCAGAUUUUCAAGGAUGUUUUUCAUACAUUUCUAUAUUUUUUCCCACUGAGGAAAUAAGUGUACACGUUUGGUUUUGCUGUGUGUCUCUGUGUGGGUUGUUUUCUUAACAGUGCAGAUGGUCCUUUUAUAACGAAACAUUGUUUGCAGUAUGGCUUUUGAUGGAAUUACACAAAAUAUGAAAUAUAGCAAUGUAUACCAUAUUUUAUGUGAGAAUUCUUCAGCAUAAACCUUACUGAACAUUAAAUACCAGUUUCCCUAAAGGGGAUGAGUUUUCUGUCUUUAUAAUUUGAAGCGAAAAUGUGUUGUGAGGUUUGGGAUCAGGCAUUGGAGGGAACUAUAGUGACGAUUUAAUUUUUCUGAAGCAUGGAGUUCCCUGUUUUAGGAGUCACAACUCCAGAUAGUCUUUGAUCAGACCUUUGAUCAGAUUAGAAUUUCAUUUUCAUUCUCCUGAGGGCAAGCAUAUCAUUAAUUGGUCAGACCUUGCUAGUUUAACUGGCAUUCAUUUAUCCCUCUUACUCAUUUAACUGUCAAGAGAACUAGAUUCAGGUAGAAGAAAAUUGUGCCAUUUGCCAAACUUAACAUUAGACCAAAAACUUGCACAUGUGUUUUAUUAGAUUACCAGUGUAAAACCCUUUACUUAUACAACAGUAAUUGACUAAGGACAGUUUUCUUUCUAGGCUGUUAGAAUUAAAAUGUAGCUGACUUGAGAGGAUGCUACUCUCUAGGUUGCAUCAGUUCCUGUGAGUUAAACAUAGAGGGCUGGCUUUACCCACAUGGCAUUGCUUCUUAAAAUGGACCAUUUUAAAAAUACUCUUGUGACUAAUUCGUUGAGUUUUUGGAUAUUGCUAGAGAGUAAAUGUGAAAGAACAGCUUAAUUGCACUAGCACCCCACUUUCUGUGUAGACAGAUCUUCAUAUUCAACUGUAUUAAUAGUUAAAAAGUCAGUCACUUUUCCACAUUUGCAUUACAGGGUUAUAUUGUCAUUAAGAAUAGACUGAACAAAUUUGUUAACAGUUAUUUGGCUCUAUCACAGCAGCUGUGGAGUUUUGGCUAAUAAUUAGCUUAUUGUGGUAUUAAUAAGUAUUUUAGAAUUUUGUUCUUCUAUACUUGUGUCAUGAGUUAAAACAGCCAUUUUUGAGGGUCACAAAGGGCAGUAGCACUUAAGAAAGUUAAAAAUAGGAUUUUCUAAAUUUAUGUGAACCAGUUUCUUCUAAUGUACCCAGAACUUUAUAGUCAGUGCUAUACUAAUCUCUUAAAACAAUAUUUCUGUUUCACCCUUACCAUCUUUUACUAAAUGAAGGGCAAUUAAGAACCAUCUUUUUUAAUCCUCCAUAAUUGAAAUUAUAUUAAAAGUUUUUCUCAAGCAGCCUUUGUGGUCAAUAUAAAUAAAAGUUCUGCGACCUUUUCAGGAAUCAUCUGUGUGCCCAGGUGAGCCCCAGCUAAGUAGCUCUUUAUUUCUAACAGUAAGCUGUGAAAUGAACUUCACCAAGCCCCAUGCUCACUCGGCAUUCUCCCAAAAGGUGAGUGCAGUUCAAGCAACCUUGAACUAACCUGCAAACACUCCAGUGUUCACAUCUGAUCAAAACCUCCAGCAGAUUUUCCUCUUGAUUUGGGACCAAGAGCCCACCAGACUUUGCACAGUACCGUGAGACUUUCAGUGCAGAAUGUGCUCACAUCUUUGGUCAGAGACUAUGAAUGAGCUGAUUGUGGGAGUUAGGAUUACUCAGUUCCAGCUCAUUCUAAAGCUUUCUUCAAUAAGGAAACCCAAGUACAUAUCCAGUGAUUUAUAAGGUUAUGGGAGAAGUGUGAAUGUACUGAAA